Schistosoma intercalatum is the source of this 3604-nucleotide messenger RNA. NCBI's taxonomy places the organism in Eukaryota, Metazoa, Platyhelminthes, Trematoda, Strigeidida, Schistosomatidae. The record is from the annotation of a GenBank genome assembly.
UUUACUUAAAGAUGUAUAUAUAAUUAAUAACGAAAUUUAUUAAAAUAACAAAUAUGGAUCAAAAGUCAAAUAUAAAUUUAUUUCAUCCAGCAUUAAUUAAUUUAACUACACAUUUAUUUUAUAAUAUAAUUGAGCAUAGAAUUAAUGCACAAAAUUUUAAAUGUUUAGGAUUACAAUCUAUUGAUUAUGAACAAAAAGAAAAUCAAAUUGAAGUUGUAUUACAAUUUGAUAUUAUUUCAUCAUCAUCAUCAGCAGCAGCAUCAUCGUCUACAUCAAGAAAUAACUCCUUAGGGAAUAAUAAUAAUAAUACAUAUACAGAAUGUGAUUAUACAAAUCUGUUUGGUGAAAAAUUAGCAGAACAAAUUACUUCAAAUGAAAGAAAAUCUCCGUUCGUAACAAUUGUGGUUUGUUGCUGUAUACUGACAACAUUUUUUCUACUGGUUCUUUUUCUCCGAUGUCGGAGUUUCAUUCGACGUAAACAAUUAUUGAAAAGAAGAAGAAAUCCUAAAUACUUAUAUUGUUCUAAAUAUCCUAAAUCAAAACCUAUUAAUCAUUGUUAUAUUAAAGCUAAUAAUUCAUGUUAUUGGUCACCAAAUAAACCUAAACAUAGUCAUUCAUUUUCAGUAUGGUCUGAAGGUCAACCAUUAAAAUAUCAUCAGAAUAAACAUCGAAUAUCUUCUACUUCAUCAUUGAAUCAAUUUAAUCUAAUGGUGAAUUCAUCGCAAUCUCAUUUUUAUCCAAAUAAUCAUUGUAUAAAAGAUCCAAAGUUUAUUCAUCGUCAAUCUAAUUCAUCAGCUAAUGUAAUUAAUAAUAGUAAUGAACGUAAUUUUAUGAAAUAUAAUUAUCAUCAACAUGAUGAAAUAUAUGGAAUGAGAAAUCAUAUGAAUAAUGGUUAUUUAGAAUAUAGUAAACGAAUAAAUAAUGCCAAAUCAACAAUGUUUCCAAAUUCUCAAAGGUUAAUAGUGCCAUCAAAACAAUCAAAUCCUUCAGCUGUAGGAAAUCAAUCAAUGUUUUUCAAUUCACAAAAAAUAACAAAUGAAAAUGAUAUUACAGAUUCUGAAACUCCUACUACUGAAUUUACUGAAAGUUCAAAAUCACAUAAAAGUAUAUCACAGAUUAAUGUGCAUCGAAAAGGUAGAAGUUUAAGUCCAGCUGAUAUAACUAAUUUCAAAGAAUCAAAAUUUCAUUUCAGUCUCAAACCACGUUUUUCAUUAGCUGAAUCUGAUGAAAUGAAUAAUCAACCUAUUGAAAAUAGUCAAUCGUCUGGUUUUCGUGAUGUGAUUAUUGACUGUAGUUCACUGGAAAGUGCUAUCAGUUAUCCAGUACAAAACUCUUGUUCAUAUUUGAAUGACAAUAAAAACCUAGACAGUUCAUUAGAAAGUCGAAGUUUGAUGUCAGUUUACCUAAAUGAUGUUGCACAAAAAAAUCGAAUUAUCACUCCUACAGUUACGAUUACUACUACUAACAUCAAUAAUACUGUUAGUGAAAAUAACACUGGUACUAUUCACAAUAUCUCUUUGGAUAAUAGUAAUUAUAAUAAUGUUAUCACAUUAUCCCCAUUAAAUCUUCCAAAAAUUGACACAGGUAUUUUCAAUGAUGAAUUAUACAAUACUGAAAAAAUGAAUUCAUUUGAAAGUAAUCAAUUAACCUAUUCUACCAAUACUGAUCAUAAUCAUAUGGAUCAGCAUAAUAAUUUCACUUAUGACUUACAAUCACCAGUGAUUAAAGAAAAACCUAAACGUCCAGUUCUAUGCUUAUUUAGUGCAAAUAAAUAUAAUCAAAAAAGACAUCUUAAACGUAACAAUUCAAUCAGCAAUGAUGAUAGUAAUGAUGAUACUAAUGUUGAUGAUGACAACAAUAAUGGUAAUAUUCAUGAUAAUAAACAAGAUAUUGAUGUAAGACGUUUACGUCAAGGUAAAAAUGUUUCCACUACAAAAUUAUCAGUUACUAAUCAAAUUAAUAGAAUCAUUGGAAGUAGUAAUAAUAUCAAUAAUAGUGAUAAUAUUUGUAAUCAUAAUUUAAAUUUAUUAUUAUGUAAUACAAAUGAAUGUAAAAGUUGUGUAAAUUUACAAGCAUAUGAAUUAUCACAAGAUCGUUAUCGUAAUCCAAGUAGUGGAUCAACUGUUAGUCAAAUACCAAGAUCUGAUUUACCAGAUGUUUACCUGAAUCCACCAUCAAUGUCGACUCUACAAUCUCAACGGAGCAGUUUAUGUGGCAGAAGUAGGAUGGAAUUGUUAUAUGUGGAUAAUGAACUAGAUAGAACCAACAAUCCCAGAUGCAAACUUAGUACAAAUGGAAUAAUUAGUUCAUCAAACUUGGGAGAAAAUUUAUCAGACGUGAUUGACUCUGAUCACCGUUUCUCUGUGCAGCAUACAAAUGGAGCAGGUGACAAUUGGAGCUUGGUCGAUGAGUUGGUUAUUUUUCCUCAACCACAAUCUCUUGGAUUGGUACGUAAUCAAACGUUUAAUGCAAGAAACACAUAUCAUCAACCAUUACCUCAAUCAUCUUCAAAUUUGGCUCCAUCCUUUUUUAAACCAUAUCAGCUAACCGAUGAUAAUUUCGGUAAUUUACCAGUUAAAGAUAAAGAGCAUCACAUUAGUAUACAACAACAACUUAGACGGGCAUUAAGUUUAUCAUCUAGACGUAAAUCACCUCGUUCAUUAAAUGAAGAAAUCCAAUCAAUCAUGGAUAAACACUACGAAAUGACAGGAAUUAGAAUGACAAUUGGUAGUGGAUCAUCGCAGAAGAAUUCAACGACUACCAAGUCAUAUAUAAAUUUAUUUGGAUUACAGACAGGCAAUAAAACACAACCAUCCAGACCAAGAAAACGUCGAUGUAGUUGGACAUUCACUAAAGAUAUUACUAAUGAAUUUCAAACAAGUUUAAAAAAUGUUUCAAGUGCAUUACAUUUAGAUUGUCCUACAUUUGAUCUCUUUCAAAAAUUUAAACAUAAUCGUGAUAAACCAUCUGUACUUGAAUCAUUAUCUAUGACUGCAUUACCAUGUCUUAUCCCAUUAAGACCACGUAUUCAAUCUGAUAUAACAAAUGAUAUGACUUCUAUUAAUGAAGAAUUAAUUAUCAAACAAUCUAAACAAAAAUUUCAUUCUGAUUUAUAUAAUAUAAAAUUAAUUGAUUUCAAACGAAAUAGUAUAGGAAUAAAUGAUAAAAGUGUCAUUCUAUUUGGAAUACAAAAAAACAAUAAUAUUAGACUUGUUAAAAGUAAUUGGAAUUUGACUAAUCUAUAAAUCAAGUGACAUAACAUGACUUCAUUACAUCAUUAAGUCAUAUACAAUUUGCAGCAUACUAUGUAGAGAUACCGUUUUUUUUGUUGUUGUUUGUUUUGAAAUACCCAAAAGAUACCAUUGUACAAAAUCUUUCAAUGUUUUAUGAAUGAUCUUCCUUUCAUAUGAAUUAUGUUAUUCUUCAACUCGUUCAUCAUUUCUAUGAUCCAUUAUAUUAGAUUAUUAUUCAGCGCGGUAUUCAAUAUUAUAUCUUGUCAUCAUAUAUAGUUGAUCUUCUUUUUAUGUAUUUCAUUUAUGGUUGUAUAUAAUUUUUAAAUAAACUAUGAAAUUUCAAUUUAUAGCCAAUCUCUUUUUUCUUUUUG